AUGUCUUCCCACAACGAGCACAACGACGACCAUGACGAGCCCGAGUUGCUCGGCGCCGACGAUGUCGGUGAGGAGGUGAACAUGGACAACGACGACGUCGCCAUGGACUCGGACGACGACGAGAACGUCGAAGUCAACCUCCAGAACGACUCCGUCGCCUACUUCGACGCCCACAAGGACUCCGUCUUCGCCAUCGCCCAGCACCCCGUCCACCCGACCAUCAUCGCAACAGGCGGCUCCGAAGGCGACUCCGACGACGCCCCCGGAAAGGGCUACCUCAUCUCCACCGCCGCCGCCGCCUCCCGCCCCGUCCUCCCCGCCUCCUUCUCCGGCGACAACACCCCGCAGACCACCCAGCUCGACGCCAUCCUCCCGAUCGACGGCCACGCCGACAGCAUCAACGCCAUGUCCUUCACCCUGCCCAAGGGCGACUUCCUCGUCUCGGGCGGCAUGGACGGCAAGCUCCGCGUCCACGCCGUCCGCGUCGGCUCCCCGACCGCCGAGGCCGCGAGCGUCCAGAUGAAGUUCAUCGCCGAGGCGCAGGAGGUCCCCGAGAUCAACUGGAUCGCGCCCUGCCCGAACCCCCAGUACCCCAACACCAUCGCCCUCGGCGCCAGCGACAACUCCGUCUGGGUCUACACCAUCGACAUCGCCGCCGGCGGCGGCGACCCCGCCAACUGCCUCCAGCUCGUCCAGACCUACUGGCUCCACCAGGCCCCCUGCACCGCCGGCGCCUGGACCCCCGACGGCAACCUCCUCUGCACCGUCGCCGAGGACUCGAGCCUGUACGUGUGGGACGUCUGGGGCGAGGCCGGCGCCAAGGGCCUGGUCGAGAGCAACGGCCAGACGACGGUCAGCAUGACGGCGGAGGACCAGCGGUUCGAGGUCGAGGGCGGCCUGUACAGCGUCGCGGUGGACCCCAAGGGCGCGCUCGUCGCGGUCGGCGGCGCGGGCGGCGCGAUCCGCAUCGUCAGCCUGCCGAGGCUCGCGAGCAGCGCGCAGCCCGGCAAGGGGGGCAAGAGCAAGACGACGGCGGACGUCGCGGCGGGAGGACAGAUCCUGGCGGCGCUGCAGACGGCGUCGGACGGCAUCGAGACGCUGAGCUUCACCACCGCCGCGGGAGGGCCCGGUCAGACGUCGACGCUGCUCGCCGCGGGGUCCGUGGACGGCAGCAUCGCGGUGUUCGACGCGGGGCGGAGGUUCGCCGUGAGGAGGAACCUGCCGGGCGCGCACGAGGACUUCAGCGUCGUCAAGGUGGAGUUCGUCAAGAACACGUGGCUGUUGACGAGUUGCGGCAUGGACGGCGUCGUGAGGAGGUGGGAUCUGAGGGCGCAGGACGCGGGACUCGUGAAGGAGUGGAGGGGACACCGCGGUGAUGGCGAGGGCGGCGGUGUGCUUGGUUUCGUACAGGGCGAGACGGGCGAGAGGGUUGUUACUGCCGGCGACGACGGUGUUGUUCUUGUUUUCGAGGCUUGA
Molecule: messenger RNA, 1476 nt
Organism: Colletotrichum karsti
Lineage: Eukaryota; Fungi; Ascomycota; Sordariomycetes; Glomerellales; Glomerellaceae
Exons: 1
Coding region: 1-1476 (491 amino acids)
Molecular function (GO): protein binding
Source: RefSeq, a predicted model, not a curated record